AUGUGGAAAGAAUUCACCUUCAACGGAAAUUAUAAAUGGAUUGAUCUGCUACCGAAACUUUUAUCAACAUAUAACAAUACUAAACAUUGUACAAUUAAGAUGAAACUCAUUGAUGUGACUUCAGCCAAUAAGAAGCAACUAAUUGAUACUAUUUAUAAGAAACUCAAAGUUGUGAAAAUAAAAAAGAAGAAAGAUAAGUUUAAAAUUCGUGAUAGAGUUCCAAUAAGUAAAUAUGAAAAUGUAUUUGAGAGAGGCUACACUCCUAACUGGACCACUGAAAUUUUUACCAUCAGCAAAGUUGAAAAUACUCAUUCAGUGACUCAUAAAUUAACCGACUAUCAGAACUAA
Molecule: messenger RNA, 348 nt
Organism: Chelonus insularis
Lineage: Eukaryota; Metazoa; Arthropoda; Insecta; Hymenoptera; Braconidae
Exons: 1
Coding region: 1-348 (115 amino acids)
Source: RefSeq, a predicted model, not a curated record